AUGGACCAGCCAUCACCACGUCUCGGCGAGGAUACAGAUUCGGAAGAGGAUUCAGUCCAGGCACCACCAGCAAAGAAGGUGCGCAAGGUCAUGCCGUCGAAGAAGUCUCCCAAACAUUUCCGCCUCAUGGACCUCGCUCCGGAACUUCGCAAUGUCGUCUACAAGAUGGUCCUGGAGGACCACCCAGUGGCAAAACUGUCCCGCAAUUCGAGCCUGCGCGUGUUGUCCAGCACUUCGGUGCUGCCUCGUGUGAGCAAGCAAGUUCGCGAUGAAUUCUUGGGCGUCUUGAUCACAUCGGUCCCAGUCAUCGAGACAUCGGUUGUGGGCUUUUCCUUUGGCCAUGUGAUCACCUUUUUGAACCGCCGCUCCGACAUCGAGCUCCAGCGGAUGACCUCUGUGAACGCCUCGCAGACUUUGCGCAUCUCGCUGCAGUUCCCGCCUGCGACUCUCAAUGUGACUGAACUUCAACGUUGGUUGAACCGUUCGGUGCACCCUACCAAGAAAGGAGCCAAGAUUGAUUUCCAGUACAUCAAUGUCAGACAAUACCUGCCACACGCCAUCUUUGCGACGAAGCUAUUGGGCAGUGCCGAGGCGGCCAAGAUCAGGAACACAGUUCGCUGA
Molecule: messenger RNA, 621 nt
Organism: Ramularia collo-cygni
Lineage: Eukaryota; Fungi; Ascomycota; Dothideomycetes; Mycosphaerellales; Mycosphaerellaceae
Exons: 3
Coding region: 1-621 (206 amino acids)
Source: RefSeq, a predicted model, not a curated record